AUUAAACAGCACAAAAAGCUGAAACAUCUUUGUACGAAAGGAAAAUUUUUAUACUUAUCUGUAUAUUGUGGAGCCAAGAUUUUCGUGAAUCAGCUGGGUGCAUUUACUAGCUUUGCCUUGCCAAACUCGAUCUGGUGGAAUCUGCUAUGAAUUCUGUCAAGCAAAGAGCUGAAAAGACGAAACACCGAUGGCCGCUUUUUGUCUGUUUGUUAUUGGUAUUAUAGGUUUCUUUGCCUUCCUCCCUAUUUUUUCUACUGCACAGCUACACAGUGUAUCUGCAUCACAAUCUCUCAAUCACAACCAGACAUUAGUCUCUCCAGGAAGAAGAUUUGAACUGGGUUUUUUCAGUCCUGGUAGCUCCAAGAACCAGUAUCUUGGAAUAUGGUGUAACAUCCCAGAUAAAACUGUUGUUUGGGUUGCUAAUAGAGUAAACCCAAUCAAUGAUUCUCCUGGUUUGCUGACUAUAAACAGUGCUGGAGAUCUUCUGCUUCUCAGCCAUGAUAACAGGACUGUAAUUUGGUCGUUGAACUUGACGAAACAGGUUGAGAGUCCUCCUAUCUUGCUUCUCCUGGAUUCAGGCAAUCUUGUUUUAGGACAUGACAGAGACAUCAAUUCAGGAAUCUACCUGUGGCAAAGCUUUGAUUACCCCACAGAUACUUUGCUGCCAGGGAUGAAGCUGGGAUGGGAUCUGAAGACAGGCCACAAUCGUGUUGUAACUUCAUGGAAAAGCCCGGAUGAUCCAGCACCAGGAGACUUCAGUUGGGAUCUAGACUUGACUAACUACCCCCAAUCAAUUAUGAGAAAAGGAUCAGAGAAGUACUACCGUGGAGGACCCUGGAAUGGCAUAGGAUUUAGUGGUGUGCCUGCAUUGAAACCAAAUCCAGUUUUCAACAUCAUAUUUGUUUCUAAUGCAGAUGAAGUGUACUAUACUUAUGAACUCAGAAACAAAUCUGAAUUUUCAAGAAUUGUAGUGAACCAAAGUAAUUAUAAGGGUCAGCACUACCAAUGGAGAGAAGAGUCUUCAGGUUGGGUUAUGUUUGCAGAGUUUCCAAGAGAAUCUUGUGACAAUUAUCGCACUUGCGGCAUCAAUGGAAACUGUAAUCCUGGUGGGAUUCCAUUUUGCCAAUGUUUCAAAGGGUUUGAGCCUAAAUCACUGGAGAGUUGGAACCAGUUGAACUGGUCCGAAGGUUGUGUUCGUCGUAAGCCAUUGGACUGCAAGAAUGGAGAUGGAUUUAUUACAUUCAGUGGGUUGAAAGUUCCAGAUACCACAAAUUCUUAUCUAAACACAGCUUUAGAUCUCAAGGAAUGUGGGGAAUUAUGCUUAAGGAAUUGUUCUUGCAUGGCAUAUACAAGCUCAAAUAUUAGUGGAGAAGGUAGUGGCUGCGCCAUGUGGUUUCAUGAUCUAAUUGAUAUUAGACAGUUUCUAUCCGGUGGGCAGGAUCUAUAUGUUCGAGUAUCUGCUUCUGAAAUAGAGGGGAAAACGUGGCCUAAAGUUCGGAAAUCAAUCAUAAUCAGCUGUGCAGUUGCUGUGGCUGUGGCAAUUCUCGUAGCUGCCUACUGCAUUCACAAAAUUAGAACAAAGGAAGUAGAGAAAAAAGGAGUUAACUUGGAAAUUGAUGAGAGCAAUCAAGGAAGAACAGAUGACAUGGACCUACCAUUGUUUGAUCUGGCUACAAUAGUUAACGCCACUGAUAACUUUUCAAUUGAUAACAAGCUUGGAGAAGGUGGUUUUGGUCCUGUUUACAAGGGUAGACUAUUAGAUGGACAAGAAAUUGCUGUGAAGAGACUGUCAAGGAGCUCGAGACAGGGACUUGUCGAAUUUAAGAACGAAGUAAAACUUAUUGCAAAACUUCAGCAUCGGAAUCUUGUAAAACUUCUUGGUUGUUGUGUUCAAGGAGACGACACAAUGUUGGUCUACGAGUACAUGCCCAACAAAAGCCUGGAUUUCUUCAUCUUUGAUGAAAAAGGAGGUAAACUCUUGGAUUGGUCGAAGCGAUAUCAAAUUAUUUGCGGAAUCGCUAGAGGACUUUUAUAUCUUCACCAAGAUUCGAGAUUGAGGAUUAUUCAUAGAGAUCUGAAAGCAAGCAAUGUGUUACUCGACGAGGAGAUGAGGCCUAAAAUUUCAGAUUUUGGCAUGGCUAGAACUUUUGGAGGGGACCAGACUGAAGGAAACACCAAUAGAGUGGUUGGAACUUAUGGUUAUAUGGCACCAGAAUAUGCAAUAGACGGACAAUUCUCUAUAAAAUCCGAUGUUUUUAGUUUCGGAAUAUUAUUGUUGGAGAUAAUUAGCGGACAAAAGAAUCGAGGAUUUUAUCAUCAACAUCAAGGCUUUAACCUUAUCGGACAUGCUUGGAGACUGUGGAAAGAAGGGAAGCCAUUAGAGCUUAUUGAUCCUUUAUUAGGAGAGUCAUGUGUUGUAUCGGAGGUGACAAGGUUCAUCCACAUUAGUCUCUUGUGCGUGCAACAACAUCCAGAAGAUAGGCCAACCAUGUCGUCUGUUGUGCUAAUGUUGAGCGGCGAGAGUGACUUGCCGGAGCCUAACCAACCCGGUUUUCUCCUCGGGAUGAGCAAGAUUUCUUAUCAAGCCAAGUCUACAUCAACUAAUAUCGACUCAUCUUCGACUAAUGAGGUUACUAUUACACUCCUUGAAGCUCGAUAAACAACGUUAAUUCAGUUCAUUUCAUCAGCUUAUCUGGUGAAGAAUGUGCGAAGAUAUACCAUAUAAUUAUUGACUAAAGAAUCCAUUAGUUGUGGUUCUUUAUUCAUUACUUGUCUCUCAAAAAAUCAUACAACGAUAUUAACCAGCUGAA
This is a messenger RNA of Carica papaya (papaya), 2810 nucleotides long. Its product is annotated as G-type lectin S-receptor-like serine/threonine-protein kinase At4g27290. Gene Ontology annotation, molecular function: protein serine/threonine kinase activity; ATP binding. Lineage: Eukaryota; Viridiplantae; Streptophyta; Magnoliopsida; Brassicales; Caricaceae. The record is from RefSeq and is a predicted model, not a curated record. Gene Ontology annotation, cellular component: plasma membrane. Gene Ontology annotation, biological process: protein phosphorylation; recognition of pollen.